ACAACGACUUGUACCAAAGACCGAUCGUAAAUCGGUUCCACGCGAGAACAGCGCUCAGAAGCUUACCGAUCGCCGAUCGCCCUGACCGAUUGAAUAAACGCCGUUCUUGGGCGUUCUCGGGGUGUCGGAUAUCGAUUCCCGGUGCUGACCUUUCGCCACCCCGGAUCGCCAGUCAAUUGCAUGCAGGUUGAAACUGUUUAGUUGCGUUUCGACACUGAGCAGUUCCGCUUGUUCGGUGACCGGAUGGGUGCAGCGAGGCGCUAGGUGCAAGUGUCGGUGGUGGGACAAACGCAAGGCAAAGGUUAUAGUAUACAUUAUUCCCAGCGCGAAAAAGAACGCGCGGAACCUUGGGAAAGUACCGAGCCGUGCUGGGGACGCGCGGUCAGCUCGCUAGAUCGUCCGCGCUGGAGGCCUGCCGCAGCGAUCCCAAGCUAGAAGGAAUAGCAGCACGGACAUCAGUCCGCCGUGUGCCGUGUGAUCGAACAGAACAGCGUUUGUGAGUCGGGUUGAUCGAGGAAGUGGUUCCCAAGUGCUUACGCCAGACAUUACGGCUGUCCAAAUCGAAUCUAUCGCGGCAAAGGGAGGUGCGUUUGGUGAAGCGAACUACGAAGUGCAUUUAACGGCGUAACGGCGUCAUUAGCGCGUGGUGCUCGGUACAUCUCGAACCGGAAGGACAAGCAUGGAUCAACCCGUUCCGUCGAACAGUAGUUGUGUGCCGCCAGUGCCAGUGUGUUCCAGCCAGUCGGAGAUGCUGAGCCCGCUUUACAUGGAGGCGUACUGCCAGUCCUUGGAGCAGCCGGCAUCGUUCUGGGGAGAUUUGGCCGAACAGCUCAUUGACUGGGAUCAGCCGUGGGAGAAAGUGCUGGACGAUAGCAACAGCCCCUUCACGAAGUGGUACGUCGGCGGAAAGUUGAACGCAUGCUAUAACGCGAUCGACCGCCAUGUGUUGGCCGACAAGGGCAGCAAGGUGGCGCUCAUCCACGAUAGUCCCACGACCAACACGGUGCGCCACGUAACGUACAACGAGCUGUAUGACAAGGUGUCCCGUUUGGCCGGUGGACUGCGAAGGCUCGGCGUACAGAAGGGCGAUCGGGUCGUCAUCUAUAUGCCGCUCAUACCGGAAGCUAUCAUCGCCAUGCUGGCCACGGCUCGGCUUGGCGCGGUCCAUUCCGUCGUUUUCGGAGGAUUCGCGGCGAGCGAGCUCUGCACACGGAUAGAGCAUGCCGAGCCGAAGGUGAUCAUUGCGGCGAACUGUGGCGUGGAACCGCACAAGAUUAUCUACUAUCUGGACAUUCUGCACGAGGCGGUUGCGAUGUCGCGCUGGAAGCCGCUCAAGAACAUCAUCUACAGACGGUCGAACAUACUGAUGUCGGACCUGGAUGAGACGUGGGACGUAGCCUGGGAGAAUGCGCUGGACACGCCGGUCGACUGUGUGCCGGUGGAUGCGAACGAUCCACUCUACAUUCUGUACACAUCCGGCACAACAGACAAACCGAAGGGUAUCCAGCGACCGAUCGGAGGACAUCUGGUAACGCUGAUGUACACAAUGAACACGAUCUACGGCAUCCAGCAGGACGACGUCUGGUGGAACGCGUCGGACCUCGGUUGGGUCGUCGGCCACUCGUACAUCUGCUACGGGCCGCUGCUGUACGGUGCCACCAGCGUCAUGUACGAGGGCAAGCCCGACCGAACACCGGAUCCCGGCCAGUACUUCCGCAUCAUCGACCAGCACAAGGUAUCGGCCAUCUUUUCCGUUCCUACCGCAUUCCGCGUCAUCAGGCGCGUGGAUCCGGAAGUCACCCACGGGCGUAAGUACAGCCUCAAGUCACUGCGCGCCAUCUUUAUCGCUGGGGAGCAUUGCGAUCUGGAAACGAUGAAAUGGAUGCGCAACAUCUUCAAGGUGCCCGUGCUGAACCAGUGGUGGCAAACGGAGACCGGCUCGGCCAUCACGGCGACGUGCGUCGGGUUUGCACAGAACCUGCAGACGCCACCCUUCACGACGGGCCUCCCGUUCUGCGGGUACGAUAUCUACGUGCUGGACAAGAACGGGCACGAGGCGAAGACGAACGAGCUGGGCCGUAUCGUGGUGAAGCUGCCGCUUCCACCGGGCAACAUGGCGACCCUGUACCGCAGCGAUGAGCUGUUCCGCAAGACGUACUUCCAGCGGUUUCCGGGCUACUACGACACGAUGGAUGCCGGGUACAAGGACGAGAAUGGGUACAUCUACGUGACGGCACGCGAUGACGACGUGAUCAAUGUGGCCGGGCAUCGCAUCUCCACCUCCAGCCUGGAGGACGCCAUACUGCGCCAUCCGGAUGUGGCGGAUGCGGCCGUCUUCGGGGUGCCCGAACCGACCAAGGGCCAGAUACCGCUUUGUCUGUACGUGACGAAGGCGAACGUCUCAAAACCGGCCGCCAAGAUGUCGGUCGAGCUGAUCAACAUCAUCCGGGAGGUGAUCGGACCGAUCGCCGCCUUCAAACUAGCCGCCCAAGUACAAAGCCUACCACGCACCAGAUCGGGUAAGUGUUCGCCGACCGACCAGCUGUAUCAGCCCGUCCGCUGUUUAACCAUCGGUCCUGGUUAUCGGUUUCUUCCCGCGCAGGCAAAACGUUGCGCAAAGCGAUGGCAGAUCUGGCCGCAAACAAACACAUCACCAUACCGGCUACGGUCGAGGAUCCGACGGUGUUCGUCGACGUCAAGCGUGCGCUGCGCGAGCUGGGUUACGCCAUGGCCGCUCCCGAUCCGGAGCUGCGACCAACCGUAAGAUGAGCUCCCUGAGGAGAUGGAGCUGGGAGUAGCAUCAAGCAGCAUCAAGCAGCAGCAGCACUGACGUAUUUUGCACGUUUCGACUCUCCACUCGAUUCGAGUUCAUUUUCCGUUUUUUUUUUUCCUCCCAUUUUCCCGUUUUCGCCGCUCCUCUGUUGUAGUAGAGUUAACGUUAUUACUUGCACCUAAUAAAACUAGCAAACAUGGUAAAAGGCUUAGGAAGAAACCCCGUGAAA
Messenger RNA from Anopheles stephensi (Asian malaria mosquito), 3002 nucleotides. Its product is annotated as acyl-CoA synthetase short-chain family member 3, mitochondrial. NCBI's taxonomy places the organism in Eukaryota, Metazoa, Arthropoda, Insecta, Diptera, Culicidae. The transcript is spliced from 6 exons. The coding region runs from base 680 to 2764 and encodes 694 amino acids. The record is from RefSeq and is a predicted model, not a curated record.